UCUGUCGCGAUGGUUUGUGUGUGGAGAGAGAGAGAGAGCGCGCAUUCACGGUUGGCGCAGGCACCGGUCCUUGAGAACGGAGCGUUGUGCACGGCGGCAGCAUGGCUUCGUCUCACGGGAGAAGCGACAUGCGGUUUGCAGAUUGGAUGGCAAGUUUACCACAGAGCAUGCACAGUACUCCGCUCACCAACCUGGCUAUCCCCGGUUCCCAUGAUUCCUUCAGUUUUUACAUCGAUGAGGCGUCUCCAGUUGGCCCCGAGCAGCCGGAAACGGUGCAGAACUUUGUUUCUGUUUUUGGGACGGUGGCUAAGAAACUAAUGAGGAAGUGGUUAGCUACACAGACUAUGAACUUCACCAGCCAACUGGAGGCUGGGAUCCGCUUCUUCGACCUGCGCAUCUCCACCAAGCCCCGUGACCCCGACAACGAAUUGUUCUUCGCCCACGGGCUCUUCAGUGCCACGGUCAGAGAAGGUCUUGAGCAGAUCAGCAGUUUCCUGUCAGCUCAUGCAAGAGAGGUUGUGUUCCUGGACUUCAACCACUUCUACGGUGUGCAGAACCUGCACCAUGAAAAACUGGUGGCCAUGUUAAAAGAGGUGUUUGGAGACAAACUCUGCCCAGUCGUCUUCGCUCAGGAGGUGUCUCUGCAGUAUCUCUGGGAGAAGGAGUACCAGGUGCUUGUCUUCUACCACCACCCCAUGGCCCUUGAGGUGCCCUUCCUGUGGCCAGGGCAGAUGAUGCCCUCUCCCUGGGCCAACACCACCGACCCAGAGAAGCUGGUUCAGUUUCUCCAGGCGUCUGUCACUGACCGCAGGAGAAAGGGGACCUUCUUUGUCUCCCAGGUGGUUCUAACACCGAAGGCCAGCACUGUGAUGAAGGGCGUGGCUAGCGGACUGAGAGAGACAAUCACUGAAAGGGCCUUACCAGGCAUGAUGCAGUGGAUCAGAUCACAGAGACCCGGGGAAAGCGGCAUCAACAUUAUCACAGCUGACUUUGUGGAGCUCGGGGAAUUCAUCAGUGCCGUCAUCACCCUCAACUAUCACAUGGACGAUGAUGAAGAUGACGCCACCUGAGAGCCCACAGGGGGCGUCAGGGAGCACAGUCACCACCACUACUGCUAGAGGCUUGGUCUGUGCUCUCACUCUUUUCUCUUUGGCAUUUAUUUCAGGAGGGGAGCAGCACUGCUCUUCUUACCUUAUUUAGGCCUAUAGUGAAUUGAGAGCUUAAAAGGCAAAAGAGUGUUUAGGUAAGAGAAGUUGGGAUUGGGAGAAACAACACUAGUGUUUGGUUGGAGCACGCAGAGAACGAGGUUUUGUUUUGUUUCCUAUGUUGGGGAUCAAAAUACUUAAUUCAAGUGAGAUGUUAAUUUUCUUUAUUUCCUGUGCUGUAGACAUAACUGCUUUGUCCAUUGAUCAAAUGUACUGUUUUCAGGUAUCACUUCACCAAGGGUAGAUUUCUCACAGCAUAUCAACUUUUUGCUAAAUGUAUUCGUACAUAAUUUUUUUUGUACUCUAGUGACAGUUUUUUUCAAAGAUUCUUUUAAAAUAAGUCUUAAACCGCUCAAAUUGUAGCUUGCUGUUCGUCAAAAUCUGUCCAAGAGAUGUUUUUUAUUUAUUUACAAUAUGCAUCCCUGAUCAGAUCACUGGGGGUUGUUUCUGAAAAACUCUUUGAGCAGAAUGUGUUUAAAAAGUGUUAUUACAAUGUGUUCACCCAAUACAUCAGAAGAAGAUGAACCAUUUUCCAUAUGUUUCCUCAGCAGUUAUCUCUCUAGGGGCUUUCUCCCAGUAAUAAUCUCCUCUGAAGUCAGCUUGCAGACAUUGAUCAGACAUCUUUGUAAAUCGGUAAGUCAUUGAUUCACUCAUUCAAAAGCAUAGAGAAAUAGAGAGCAAGAGUGCAGCUUGGCUAGCAGAGAAAAAUUUACCAUUCACGCCAUGUGUACUUUAUCUUAUGUGCAUCUAAACUAAACAAUAGUUUUAACUAUGUCAGUGUGUUUCAAAUUUCAAGACCAUGAUCAGCUGUCGCUGCAAGGUACCUUACAAAAAAAAUAAUUUCUUUAAGACAGCUAGAAAUGCAAUCAAUGCUACUAGUCAUUUCUAAUGCUUAGGGAUCAACCGUGACAAAUGUAUUGGAUUUUGUGGUGGGUGCUGAGUCGUGAUAGCCAAGUAUAAAAAUACAUCUGGGUACAAGAGUGUAUCCACUAUCUGUGUGUGCGACUAUACUUACUGCUGUAGUGCAGUUUAUAUAUAUAUAUAUAUAUAUAUGAGUCAUCAUGAGAUGUAUCUCAGUGUUGUGUCUUUCAUAAUCACAGGUCAUAAAGUUGCUUAACACUCACUCACAGACCCUUUGUAUUUCAAGUCAGAAAAGGCUAAACAUCAUAAUUUGAAGUCAGGAAGUCUUGAUGUAACAACAGUGCUUUGACACUUGGAAAAUAAUACAAUAAAUGUUUAGUUUAAUAUCUAGCUGUAACUCUUUGGUGUCUACCUUAUUAGGUGUUUCUGAAUGAUACUAAAUACCUGGAUUUAUGCUAUAUCAUUUAGUACACUUUUAAUUUAUGUUUAAUGGGUUUCCUUCUAUACUCUGCAGUAUUUCAUUAAAGAUGGAAAAAUACUUCGAAAUGGCACCCAGAAAGAUAAUGGGAAUAUUUUAUUGCAAGGUUUUAUGCAUAAUGCAUGAAAACAAUCACAUACAAGUCAAACAUCUACACACCUUAUGAUCAGUGUGGCAUUUUCUACUGAGAAUGUAUUCUGUAAAGUAAUGUACAACCAAAACAGAAAACUCAACUCUUUGGAUUUGUGAAUGUAUGUGUCUUGUGAGUAACUGUGCCAUUUCUAUAAAAAAGUCUCAUGUGAUCGAUUGACUGAGUAUCAGCUAGAAAGUCAUUUUUUGUAUUGUGCGCUUCAAUGUUGAGGUGAGUUCAAGUUUUGGAAUUCAGACGGUACUUAUGUCACUUCAGUGUGGUUUCAUUUUAAAAUGUUUUAUAUCGUGGAAAGUUUGUACAUACUGUAAUUGCAAAUAGUACACUGCCAAUGAAUUGUACAUUAUUUAAACUAUUGCAGAGUCAUUGAUAAUAAUUUCCUAAUAUAUACCUUAACUGAGCUAUCAUAAUGCUUCUUCUUUUUCAUAAUUUCAGUUUUGUGCAUGAACCAAACUGUUCUACAUAUACUACCUUUUGUUUUUUUACCAACAGUGUCCAUUAGGUAUGUGCAUAUACUAAAUUAUUUCCUGUAUAUUGUUCUUAACAGCAUGGGUGUAUCUCAGCUGGAAAUGUUUAAUCCUUUUAGACACAUCUCCAAAUUAAUUCUUUUUUUUUGAUGUUGCACUGCUACUACCACAUACAAAUGAAGAAUGAAGCCACACAAAUGAGCAGAUUUGAAAAGGCUUGCAAAUUGUGUUGUAAGAACAUGUGUUUCUUCCCUGGUCCAAACUGUUGUCAUUGCCUUUAUGUUCUGGUGUAAAAAGAAUCCUUUGCUGUUGUAAAACUCACAACAACUUGUACAAAAAUGACUGUUCUAAGUGGAAACAUCAAAUCAAAUAAAGCUUCUGUGACUAA
Molecule: messenger RNA, 3547 nt
Organism: Sander lucioperca (pikeperch)
Lineage: Eukaryota; Metazoa; Chordata; Actinopteri; Perciformes; Percidae
Gene: plcxd3
Product: phosphatidylinositol-specific phospholipase C, X domain containing 3
Exons: 6
Coding region: 102-1070 (322 amino acids)
Biological process (GO): lipid metabolic process
Cellular component (GO): synapse
Molecular function (GO): phosphoric diester hydrolase activity
Source: RefSeq, a predicted model, not a curated record